This is a messenger RNA of Humulus lupulus (European hop), 852 nucleotides long. RefSeq lists its product as uncharacterized. Gene Ontology annotation, molecular function: zinc ion binding. Lineage: Eukaryota; Viridiplantae; Streptophyta; Magnoliopsida; Rosales; Cannabaceae. The record is from RefSeq and is a predicted model, not a curated record. The coding region runs from base 1 to 852 and encodes 283 amino acids. The transcript is spliced from 2 exons.
AUGAAUGUGGUUGCUAAAUUCAAGACUGAUCAUUGUCAUGUGUUGAUGUAUAAUGCGGCAUAUGCUUUUAGGAAAUUCGAGUUCCACACUAACUUCGAAAAAAUCAAAUCAAAAGACCCAGCCAUUGCUCAAUACCUAGAAGGCAUGGGUUUUGAUAAGUGGUCCCGUGCUUACUUUCCUGGAAAUAGGUAUAAUAUAAUGACAAGCAAUUACGCUGAAAGUUUCAACAAUAAGACCCGGGACGCUAGGAGCUUUCCGAUAACUACAUUCGUCGAAUUUAUUCGCUUCACACUACAGUCCUGGUUCUGUGAUAGGAGAGAAACUAGCGAGAAGACAACUACAACUCUUGCACCGACCUAUGAGAAAAUUUUGGUGGAUAUGGCUGAGAAAGCUCGAUUCUUGAUUCCUUAUGCAAUAGGGAGGCAUGAGUUCCAUGUGUUAGAUGGUGAGCUGAAUGGUGAAGUCGACCUCCUGAAUAAGACAUGCACAUGCGGCGUGUUUCAGAUUAUUGGUAUCCCAUGUGCUCAUGCACUAUCUGGAUCCCUUAAGCGAGGGGUAAACUUUUAUUCGCUGUGUUCAGAUUACUAUAAAAUUGAGACAUGGAGGUCCUCUUACACAGAAUCUAUAUAUCCUACUGGUAACGAGGAAGAGUGGAUUGUUCCACAUGACAUUAUGACAAUAACAGUGAGAACACCUGCGCAGAAAAACCCGGUUGGUCGUCCAAAGAAGAAACAAGGUAGGCCUAAGACGAAACGCCAUCAUUCCAAUGGAGAUAAAUUGGUUGUUCCACGCAAGUGCAACACUUGUGGAGGUCUAGGCCAUAAUAGGGCAACUUGUAAAGUUCGUGUUUGA